UGGUGGCGCGCUCUGCCGCACAGCCCAGAGCUGCGGCGGCGGCGGCGGCGUCUCCAGCGGCACCGGUUGUUGAGUCAGCCUCUUCUGGGCGAGUGCGCGAGGCGCUCGCCGGAUCGCCUCCACCGGCUGGACCCAAGCCAGUCGCACCUGGUAGUGCGUGCGUGUGGGUAGCGGAUGCUGCUGCCACGGACAACUCGCGCUAUGGAUACGCACGCUUGUGCUGCCGCUCUGCUGGUUCUCCUUGUCGCAUCGUGCGUCGCACCGGUACCGGCACAGGACAUGAAGCCCCGUGUGAAGUUGAGCGACCUAGUGCCCGAGGACUAUGACGUCAUGCAGCCGCCCCUUGAAGGAGGUCAACCUGUUGCGGUGAACGUGUCGGUGUCGGUGCUCAACAUUCGUUCGGUGGACGAAGGGCGGCAGUUUGUCGAAGAGGAUCUAUUUCUGCACGUGCACUGGUACGACUGGCGGCUCAGCGGGCGCGUCAAAAACAAGAUCGUCGUCGACCCUCGCUGGUACCCAGAACUAUGGACGCCCGAGGUGUACUUCAAGAACUCGGCUGACGGACGCCUAGACAAGGUGAUCUUCCCGUACGCCUACAUCACGCUCGAACCGUCCGGCCAGUUCUUCCUGGCCGCCCGCGUCUCCCUCAAGCUGGCCUGCAACAUGGAUCUCAGCAGGUUCCCUCACGACAAUCAAUUCUGCGACAUGCAACUCAGCAGCCUGGUGCACCCUAGGGAGCAGGUGAUGCUUUACUGGAAGUCCUACCGCCUCACGAAGAACCUGUCCCUGUCACAGUUCAAGGCUGUCUACGUCGGUCACGGGGACUGCACGAAGUCAUUCGACGUCGGCACAUUCAGCUGCCUGUACGGCCGCGUGGAGCUGCGGCGUCGCGCCGGCUACUACCUCAUCAACAAGUACGCGCCCAGCACGGUCAUUGUGUUCAUGUCGUUCGCCGCUUUCUGGAUGCCCUGCGAGGCGCUGCCGGCCCGCGUCACGCUCAGCGUCACCUCGCUUCUCAGCUUGGUGACAGCUCAGUACCAGGCGCACAUGCCGGGCGUGUCGUACGUGGUCGCCAUGAACGUGUGGAUGAUCAUAAGCAUUCUGUUCGUGUUCCUGGGUCUCGUGGAGACGGCGCUCAUCGUGGCCUGCACCGCGAAGCACAAGAAGGGCGUCGGCCGAUGGCCCAAGCCCGUGCUCAUCGACUGGGUCUCCAGGAUUCUCUUUCCCGCUGUUUUCCUCGUGCACGCGCUCAUCUACUGGGGGGUCUACGGUCGGGACUGAUGCUCUACAUCUAUGCUAAGUGGAAACGCUCAAGCGCGCUCUGAGGAACGCCAGAAUUACGACGAAGAACACACGGCAUUGGAGUGCCUGGUUACGGUGACCAUGACGCAUUGCAUUGCAUGUUUGAAGAAGUGUUGCUCGUGGAGGUGUUCGUCUAAGCAUGCGAUAGCGAGCCUGGUCCCCAUGUUCGUGUAAACAAACAUCGCUCGUAAGAAUUGUUUGAACAGGAUACCAUAGCAAGUCAAAAGAGGAGGGAAAAGAGGAAAAGCCAGGGGGGUUAUCGAUUGCAUGCACCGGCUAUCUGCCCUGCGCGGGGAAAAAGGCCGAAGUGUAAAGAAGGUUUUAGAGGGGUAGGGGGAGACAAACAGACACACACUAACGCGACGCUACGCGACCUAAGUUUUACUUAUUGUGUAAGUGCAAAUAGCAUUCGCAAAUGAAAAAGACUCUAAAUGCAGCUGCCCUGGUCUUAAAUUAACCACCAAAUAUAAUCGCAGAACGAACUGUUCAUUUGAGUUAUACAAAAUAGCCGGUGAUAUGUGAUAAGCGCAAGAGAGCGGAGCUGUUCUUCACUGACUAGGAGUCAAAGGCCAGCGAGUAUUAAUUCCACCAGCGUAAGUGUAACACGUAAGUGUUCCUGUAGGAUGGCGCCCAUUAUAACUUGGGAUCUCAUGCACUUAACGAAGGGCUAAAUUCGGCGAAAACAGUAGCGUCAACGGAUCGCUGACAUGUCACGGUUGACAGCGCAGAAGAGUGUAGCACUUGAAAGGCAGCCACAUUUCUUUUAUUUGCGGCGUUUCAUGAGUAAACGCAUGUUGUGUAGUGUUCAGAGUAUGAAAAACUCUUCACAAACCGCGGUGCCUUUAAAAGGCACAGCAUUUGUGGCUGAAGAAGCAAUGGAGAGUAAAAAGAAAAACCGCAGUAGAGCGUGCACUGGUUCGUAUUCGCCUGGUUAUUUUAUCCCUGGCGGAAACAUUAACGCAAAUAGUUAUAUUGUACUUGCGGGUAGUCGGCUAUAAAUAUAAAAUUCGAUAGCCGCUGAACCGGUGAAGGAUUCCACGAUUAUAGACUCCAUUUUGUAAUCGGGCUAGAAUGGGAUGACGACGGCUGCUUCGAAAAUUACCGCCUGCUAUAAGAAACAAUUGUAGCACAAAGAAUCGUGGAAGCCGCUCUCCACUGAGUUUCUAACGUUGACAAAUGAAACAACAAUUUUUCUUCGCAAAUACGGAGAUGAUGUUUUGGUAAGCGUUGUGAACGUUAACAUCUGGGUCAGGCUUCUCAUAAAGUGGUCUUUAUCCCCUUGUUUUGUUAUUGUUGCUGUUUUUGCAAAACCUCACGUUGUGAUACUGUGAAAAUACUCUAGCCUCGUAUACAAAGCAGGUGUUCAGUGGUUAUUAUCAGCGCUGUGCGCGAGCUGAUGCGUUCUUGCACAAAAACCGAAAUCGAGAAAUGUGAAUACUCGUGCGGAACAAAUAUUUGAAGUUAUUAUAGGAGUGAGCGCUUGUUGACUGCUGAAGCCUGGGCUGCGGACGUCCUUCGGCUGAACGCUUGCUCAACGCUGGGCUGAAGGCAGGGCUGACUCACAUGCACGGCUCGUCGUCUGUGAACCUUGUGUCUUUCAAUUCCUUUAGCUCUCAUGAUCAUUUUCGAUUCUAUAGGCAAAGCAUCAUCGCAUCUUCGGCCGAGUCCAGGGGCGCGGUAACCAUAUGCUUCACCGGUCAUGAUGGUCACUGUCAUAAGUUAUGUUUGCUGCUUACGCCUUUGUGUUCUCUAACAAAUCUUGCAACACUGUUGAUUAUACACUUUCGCAACUGUGUACAUGUUUCAGUUAUAUGAGUAGUCGGCCGCGACGGCCGCAUUUUCGAUGGAGGCGAAAAUGCUUGAG
Rhipicephalus sanguineus (brown dog tick) is the source of this 3166-nucleotide messenger RNA. RefSeq names its product glycine receptor subunit alpha-2. Gene Ontology annotation, biological process: regulation of membrane potential; nervous system process; chemical synaptic transmission. The transcript has 6 exons. The record is from RefSeq and is a predicted model, not a curated record. Bases 175 to 1281 code for a protein of 368 amino acids. Gene Ontology annotation, molecular function: chloride channel activity; neurotransmitter receptor activity; transmembrane signaling receptor activity. Gene Ontology annotation, cellular component: neuron projection; membrane; synapse. Lineage: Eukaryota; Metazoa; Arthropoda; Arachnida; Ixodida; Ixodidae.